AGACCCUGGGAGGCCAGGGGACUAUGAGCUGGGCCGGCCGAGCAGAGGGUGCAGAAGCAAGAGCCUCCAAGUUACCUGGCUGGCGGCUUCAGGUGGGACCAGAGAUAUCCCCAGCUCAGGGAGACUGAGCUCUCACUCGCUUGCUGUACAAAAUGAUAUUCCUCACGGCGCUGCCCCUGUUUUGGAUUAUGAUUUCAGCCUCUCGAGGGGGUCACUGGGGUGCCUGGAUGCCUUCGUCUAUCUCGGCCUUCGAGGGCACGUGCGUCUCCAUCCCCUGCCGCUUCGAUUUCCCCGAUGAGCUGCGGCCUGCGGUGGUACAUGGCGUCUGGUACUUCAACAGCCCCUACCCGAAGAACUACCCCCCGGUGGUCUUCAAGUCCCGCACCCAAAUCGUCCACGAGAGCUUCCAGGGCCGCAGCCGCCUCCUGGGGGACCUGGGCCUGCGCAACUGCACCCUCCUGCUCAACAACCUCAGCCCAGAGCUGGGCGGCAAGUACUACUUCCGCGGGGACCUGGGGGGCUACAACCAGUACACCUUCUCAGAGCACAGCGUCCUGGACAUCAUCAACACCCCCAACAUCGUGGUCCCCCCGGAGGUGGUGGCGGGCACAGAAGUGGAGGUCAGCUGCAUGGUGCCGGACAACUGUCCCGAGCUGCGCCCGGAGCUCAGCUGGCUGGGCCACGAGGGGCUGGGGGAGCCGGCGGUGCUGGGCCGUCUGCGCGAGGACGAGGGCACCUGGGUGCAGGUGUCGCUGCUACACUUCAUGCCCACUAGGGAGGCCAACGGCGUCAGCCAGGCUGCGUCUGCGGCCCCUGUUGGCUGAUCCAGCGUGUCGCGGGCCUCAGACCCUCCUGUGAUCGUGGAGAUGAACUCCUCGGUGGAGGCCAUCGAGGGCUCCCAUAUCAGCCUGGUCUGUGGGGCUGACAGCAACCCGCUGCCGCUGCUGACCUGGAUGCGCGACGGGACCGUGCUCCGGGAGGCGGUGACUGAGAGCCUGCUGCUGGAGCUAGACGAGGUGACCCCCGCGGAGGAUGGCGUCUAUGCCUGCCUUGCAGAGAACGCAUACGGCCAGGACAACCGCACAGUGGAGCUCAGCGUCAUGUAUGCACCCUGGAAGCCGACGGUGAACGGGACAAUGGUGGCCGUGGAGGGAGAGACAGUCUCCAUCUUGUGCUCCACAGAGAGCAACCCAGACCCUAUUCUCACCAUCUUCAAGGAGAAGCAGAUCCUGGCCACGGUCAUCUAUGAGAGCGAGCUGCAGCUGGAGCUGCCAGCUGUCACACCUGAGGAUGACGGGGAGUACUGGUGUGUGGCUGAGAACCAGUACGGCCAGAGGGCCACCGCCUUCAACCUGUCUGUGGAGUUCGCCCCGGUGAUCCUCCUGGAGUCGCACUGCGCGGCGGCCCGCGACACCGUACAGUGCCUGUGCGUGGUGAAAUCCAACCCGGAGCCCUCCGUGGCCUUCGAGCUGCCAUCACGCAACGUGACCGUGAAUGAGACGGAGCGCGAGUUCGUGUACUCAGAGCGCAGCGGCCUCCUGCUCACCAGCAUCCUCACGCUGCGGGGGCAGGCCCAGGCCCCGCCCCGGGUCAUCUGCACCUCAAGAAACCUCUAUGGCACCAAGAGCCUGGAGCUGCCCUUCCAGGGAGCCCACCGACUGAUGUGGGCCAAGAUUGGGCCGGUGGGAGCCGUGGUCGCCUUUGCCAUCCUAAUUGCCAUCGUCUGCUACAUAACCCAGACACGCCGAAAAAAGAACGUGACAGAGAGCCCCAGCUUCUCGGCGGGGGACAACCCCCCCGUCCUGUUCAGCAGCGACUUCCGCAUCUCCGGGGCGCCGGAGAAGUACGAGAGCGAGAAGCGCCUGGGAUCUGAGAGGAGGCUGCUGGGCCUCCGGGGAGAACCCCCAGAGCUGGACCUGAGCUAUUCCCACUCGGACCUGGGAAAACGACCCACCAAGGACAGCUACACCCUGACGGAGGAGCUAGCUGAGUAUGCCGAGAUCCGUGUCAAGUGAGGAAACUGGGGCAGCCCGUGCGGCCACCCCCCUCAGGACCCUCGCUGGCCCCCACUGGCUGUGGGCUCCUUUCCUGAAAAUAAUGGGGGCUGAGGCAGGAAGGAGAUGGGGCAGGAGACAGUGAGGUCCUGAGGGCCUGGCCUCCCCCUUCUUCACAGCUGCCCCCUCCCUGCCAGCAUCCCCAGCCCCACACUACGGCUCCCCUCUAACCUCCUUUAACCUCAUCUGUCUGGAGGGGAGCUCUGUCUGUCCGUGUUAUUUAUUGCUACCCCCUGCCUGGUCUCCCGCCCCCACACCUGGCCCCAGGACCUGUACGAAAAGGGACAUGAAAUAAAUGCCCUGAAGCCAAA
Molecule: messenger RNA, 2365 nt
Organism: Tupaia belangeri chinensis (Chinese tree shrew)
Lineage: Eukaryota; Metazoa; Chordata; Mammalia; Scandentia; Tupaiidae
Gene: MAG
Product: myelin associated glycoprotein
Biological process (GO): cell adhesion
Cellular component (GO): plasma membrane
Molecular function (GO): sialic acid binding
Source: RefSeq, a predicted model, not a curated record